GAAGAAGCAGUCACAUUUUUGGGGAGCUUGCUUCUAGUAGGUGAUUACAAGUUUAUUCCCUUUGUCCAAUGGCAUUUUAUCCAACCUUUGGAGCUUCUUCUUCUGAGUUUUGUGCUAAACUAAAGCAUGCAUUAACAUAAGUGUUGAUACAUGUGACGUAUUGAGCAGGUUGCCAGCCUUCUGCAGAGGAACAGUCAGCUGACAUCACUCCCACAACUCUCUGCACAGGCUGUUGAUCAUGGAGGAUGAGAUGUUUGACCAGAUUGUUUCAGUGUUUCACAACCUGGUGUCGUGGGUGGCUGCUGGGGCCAUGGUGUUUGGAGGGGUGGUGCCUUACAUCCCCCAGUACAGAGACAUCAGGAGGACCCAGAAUGCAGAGGGGUUCUCCACAUAUGUGUGCCUGGUCCUCCUGGUGGCUAACAUCCUAAGGAUCCUCUUCAGAUUUGGCCGCUACUUCGAGACGCUGCUGCUGUGGCAGAGCAUCAUCAUGAUCGCCACCAUGCUCAUCAUGCUGAACCUGUGCACCAACGUCCGCAUGGCCGCUGAACUCAACACCAAGAGACGCUCCUUCAUAGCAACAGACAAUAAGGACGAGGAGAUCAGAAUCCUUAAGAGGCUCUUUCUGGACUUCGACUGGAGCUACUUCUGGUUGUGGAGUCGCUUCUUGGACUACAUGCAGUGCGUGCUGGCCUUCACGCUGAUGAGCGCCUACAUCACCUACCUCUUCCUGGAGUCCACGCUGUUCGUGGAGACCCUGGGCUUCCUGGCAGUCUUCACUGAGGCAAUGCUGGGAACACCGCAGCUCUACUGCAAUUAUCAGAACAAGUCCACUGAGGGCAUGAGUAUUAAGAUGGUGCUGAUGUGGACCAGCGGCGACACCUUUAAAACAGGCUACUUCCUGCUCACCCAGGCUCCUGUGCAGUUCUGGAUAUGUGGACUGCUGCAGGUCUUAGUGGACUUCACCAUCCUGUUCCAGGUGUACUACUACAGCCGCUACCCACAGAAACCAGUGUCCCACACUGUGUCCCACACCACCAGUGCCAAAGCCCUCUGAAAGUCGCUGCAGGCUCUCAGAGGACGUCAACACUCGAAAACACCAGUGAGGAAGCACUUUUAGAGGCGCUGUGGACAUGUAUAAACAUACAUGAGUACCAAACCGCCUUGAGAUGACGCAGGCUACUCACCAUCACCCUCUAGUAUACAUCAAGACACAUACACACCCAUAAAUAAGGCAUGAACAUUUACACUCGAGGCAUGAGCAGACACUUGGCGGUGUUGGUGCCUGCAGCGAUACCUGAAGGACACUUGUUCCUAACAAACCUUUUCAACCUUUUUUUCCCUUUUAUUUCUCCUACUGACUUCUUCUUAAUGCGACAGUAUGCUCGUGAUUUUGCAAUGCAGUCUUCUAAAAGAGUAUGUCCUUGAAUCAACCUGUGCAUGUGGAUAAUGUUAUGCACAUAAAUGAAUACAUAAGGCAAAUAACUGCGGAUGUAUUCACUGAAAUCUGUGCUCAAGGAAACGUGGACCAGCUUUUGUCAUCCACAUCAGCUGGUGAUGUGUUGCAUGGAGCCUCUGCCUUAAAUCCCACACAUUCAAACAUGGCUUGCUGCAUUACCAGCAAUAUACAUGUACGAAUCAAUCAACAGUAUCUUUAUACAGAACGUUACUGAAUGUACAAAAUGGUAUUUGUUAUUUUGUUGUAUUCCCAACACGGUGGAGAAAUGCUGGUCAGUCUUCCACUCGUUGGACAGAUGGUUGCCAUGUGCUGUGACACACAGGCUCAAAGUUGUGCAUUGACAGAGGAAUGAAAUUGUAAGAAACAAGUGGCAAUCAGACUUUACCAAAAGAAGAAAAAAUCUGAAAGGCUUGUAGAUGCAUUGUAUUGCCUUUUAAAAAAAAAAAAAGAAAAAAAGAUCAUACAAAUUAGCAACCUUGAUGGUAACGGAGCGAUGAGAUAAUCGAGUUUUGUAAAAGUCUGAUUAGUCUUCUGUAUGGAGCAAGUGUUGCUGUAGGAGCAAAGGUUUACAGUGUUUGGAAACAUUAUGAAACCUCUUGACCAGUGUUCUGGCUGCAUACAGGAUGUUGUUGAAUGGCCAACGCCAAGAUUUUUAUACUGAAGCUGUUGAUGACAUUUUUGUAUCUUUUUAUUUUGUUCAUUUUCAUUCUACAAAUUUCCAAAAAAAAAAGGCCAAAGGAGAUUGAGGUGCAUUUAGACUAAACACAAAGCGAAUUUAAGGGAGAGCACAGUGACGCAAGGACGAGUUACCCUCAGCUGAAAAUCUGGCUUAUCCUGUUGGUUCAUAAAGGUACAGGGGCAAGAGGAAAAAGGAGAAAUACUGGAGUAAACAGCAGAAGUAGUGCCGAGAUCAUCCAGAGGCUUGACACACUCUGCAUACACUUGUAGGCAUAAGUUGUUUUCUUUCCCGGAAGGGGGUGUUACAGUCUGAAUAACAAGAUGUAGAUGCAGCGAUAGCGUCCAUCAUUCCUAUCUAUCAGAAUUACAUUAUACACACAGAGUUAAUUGCUGAGAUCUGGGAAAGCAGCGACAUUGCCACAAAGAUCAGACACGCUCAUAAAGAAUUUUGUUUAGUACUGUGGUUAUUAUUGCCAAAAUAAAUUACAGCCAAAUUAUUCCCUUGGUUCACUUUUUACAGAUUGAUACUUCUGAAUAUGUUCAGCAAAAUGGUAUAUUCACUUUCCAUCAUGUCUCCGGGUUAUUUUGUCAUAUUGCAAAUCCAAUAACAUCCCCUGAUAUGCCUACUCAUGACUCCACAUUACUGCUAUGGGUAGAUUGUACUCAUCACCAUUUUGUCACAAGAAAAAUUAAUUUCCUGUUCAGAAGGAACAGCAGCCAUAUAACGCAGUGAAGAUAUUGUGUGUUAUUUUUCUUUUUGUAAUCUUUCUCUGCGGAGGGGAGAAAUGCCAAACCGGGAGAUGUCAAUGCUGUCAGCCCUUCAGUGAACUGUGUACCAGAGCAGACCGGAUUCUGUCCUCUCCUGAGCCUCAAAAAAUGGAAACUUACCCUUUUGUUCCAGACGGACAUGGCAGGAGAUGCUUAUGAAUAAUUCUUUCCUCGCUUUUUAAAAUAUACGAAAAACAUAUGGUGGAUCCUUGGUUUCUUAGUUGAGGGUGUGCACUUUUUUUGUGUUUUAACACCUGUUCAGUCACCCUAUUUAUUUUGUUAUCCUUUUUUUUUUUAAUAUAUAAAUCUGUAAAUGCCAGUGUAAGAUCAUGUAUGCUUGCUGUUUAUUCAGGCAGUGGUGGGGUUAACUGUGUUGUUUGGAUAAUGUGAGGUACCUGCCAAGUUCUUGUUGUGCUAGACAGGAACAAAACGACCUCAGAGUUUCACUUUAUUUACUCUUCCAUUCCAUGAAUCUGAUUAAAUUUUCUUUUUUACUUUGUGUUUUCUGAUCAUUUGGUCAAUUCAUUUUCACAUCAAAGGUAUUUUCCCAUAUAUACUGCCAUGUUGUGCAUUGUCUUAUCUGUGAAACCCACGACCUUGUUCUGUUUAUGUACCAAAAAUAUAAUUACCAGUUUGUUCAGUUUUUAUUCCAUUUUACUGUUGCAUUGUUGUUUUGUGUUAAAAUGUUUCUUUUGAACUGACAGUUGUCCAUCUCAAUAACUUGUGACAUCCAUCAACACUUGUUUAAACACCAAGAAUAGUUGAGAAUCCGACAUGGCAUUGACACACAAUAAAGAGGACAU
Messenger RNA from Anoplopoma fimbria (sablefish), 3705 nucleotides. Its product is annotated as solute carrier family 66 member 2. Gene Ontology annotation, biological process: retrograde transport, endosome to Golgi; phospholipid translocation. The transcript is spliced from 5 exons. The coding region runs from base 239 to 1054 and encodes 271 amino acids. Gene Ontology annotation, cellular component: trans-Golgi network; endosome. Lineage: Eukaryota; Metazoa; Chordata; Actinopteri; Perciformes; Anoplopomatidae. The record is from RefSeq and is a predicted model, not a curated record.